CCUCUAUUCCGAAGAGUCCAAGAGCAGCAGCUAACAAAAAGACCAACUCGAAAGUGGGGAAGGGAUGUUGGGGUUAAAGAGGGGAGUUAAAUAACCAGACCUUUAGCGAAGAAUAAAGAAUUCAGGCUGUAGUUUCUAGAAAUAAGUUAUUACAGGCCUGUAAAGUCUGGCGCUGGGUAAAGCCCAAGAGGCUUUCCCUAACUCCAAAACGACGACCUUAAAGGGAGGGUUGGGGCACCACAGCGGCCAGAUUUCUAAUUGUGGAAAGUUUAAACAAAUUUAUUCCUCAGGGAAUGGGGGAAGGGAGGGAAGACAAGUCUGGGCUCGGCCGUGGAGCGUGCGGAGUCUGCAGCGCGCAGCCGUCGGUCCAACGCGGGGAGGCUCAGGGAUUUUCGGCAGCAGCGACUUCAUCCACCCCGGACCGCCGGCUGGAGGACGUGCCUGGAGCCGGCGGGCAUGUGCGGCCAAUUCGGUGAAACGAGGACGCGGACCGCGAAGGCAGGUACCCUACUCUGAAAUGAAAACUCUUUAAUUAAAGAGACAUGAAAUGACAAGAUUUUUUUAAAAAAUCCCAUGAGGAGAAGGCAUUCUAAUUUAGGCAUUGUGCCUAAGAGGCUGACCUCUACAGACUACACAGACCUAGCUCCAUUGUCUUCUGGCUUCCCGGUGGAUCCAGCCAGUGGAAGACCCCAGCUGGAUAUCAGAGCUGGGAGAACAGAGAGGUGUGGUUUCCCAUAAGGAAGCUCUUCUUCCUGCUUGGCUUCCACCUUUAACCCUUCCACCUGGGAGUGUCCUCUAACACGUUCAAACUACAAGUCCAGACCCAAGAGAGCAAGGCCCAGAAAGAGGUCAAAAUGGGGUUUAUAUUUUCAAAAUCUAUGAAUGAAAGCAUGAAAAAUCAAAAGGAGUUCAUGCUUAUGAAUGCUCGACUUCAGCUGGAAAGGCAGCUCAUCAUGCAGAGUGAAAUGAGAGAAAGACAAAUGGCCAUGCAGAUCGCAUGGUCUCGGGAAUUCCUCAAAUAUUUUGGAACUUUUUUUGGCCUUGCAGCCAUCUCUUUAACAGCUGGAGCCAUUAAAAAAAAGAAGCCAGCCUUCCUGGUCCCGAUUGUUCCAUUAAGCUUUAUCCUCACCUACCAGUAUGACUUGGGCUAUGGAACCCUUUUAGAAAGAAUGAAAGGUGAAGCUGAGGACAUACUGGAAACAGAAAAGAGUAAAUUGCAGCUGCCAAGAGGAAUGAUCACUUUUGAAAGCAUUGAAAAAGCCAGAAAGGAACAGAGUAAAUUUUUCAUAGACAAAUGAAAUCAUGUUUACCAAUCAAAUCUCAAAGCACAGAAUUAGUGACUUGAAUCAUGGUUUUUACAGUUUUUUAAAUGCUCAAGAUUUUGAUAUUAUAUAUUUUAUUUCAAAAUAUUAAAAUGCAAGAUGAGUUUUGAGCUAUUUUAAAAUAAAAUUUAUAGCAUUCAACACAAAAUCAUGGAGGUGCUCUAAAUAACUUUCAGAUUUCCUCUCUCUGUGUGCAUUACCAAUAUGUAAGUGUAAAAUUAAUAAAUUGUUUUGAAUUCCUGGAAGCAAA
Nomascus leucogenys (northern white-cheeked gibbon) is the source of this 1572-nucleotide messenger RNA. RefSeq names its product plasminogen receptor with a C-terminal lysine (gene PLGRKT). The transcript is spliced from 8 exons. Bases 855 to 1298 code for a protein of 147 amino acids. The record is from RefSeq and is a predicted model, not a curated record. Gene Ontology annotation, biological process: positive regulation of plasminogen activation. Gene Ontology annotation, cellular component: plasma membrane. Lineage: Eukaryota; Metazoa; Chordata; Mammalia; Primates; Hylobatidae.